AAUAAAAAAGCAAUAUAUGAAAGGAGUUAAGAAAAAUGGAAUUUUAAAAGACAUUAAUUUAAAGGAAUUAGCAAAAGAAAUGGAGAGUAAAAAUGAGGAAAUUUUUCUUGCUGAAAAAAUGUAUUCUCCAACUCUUGAGAAAAGACAAAUUAACAAAAAUUAUAUAAUGGCGCCUCCUAAUAAAAGCAAAUUUUCGUCUCAUUUAAAUUUUGUAACAAAAAUCGAGAAUGACACCGGUAUUUUUAUCGACAAAGAAAUUGACUACGAAAAAAAGCAUUAUGAAAAAGAAUUUGUUCCUCCUCUACAAGAACCAAAAAAAGUAUUAAUUCCUUGUGCUUUUAAAAAAUUUUUCUCUAAAACUGUCAAAGAGGAUAUUUUAAAAAUGGCUGUGGAAAAUCCCAAAAGGUUAUCUGAGUUAGUGGAAAAUUCUCGAAAAGAAAUUACCAACGAGGCUCUUUAUUUUCUAAAUAAUAUUUUGGUUGCUAAUUAUCCAUUCGCAACUAUUACUCCUAAUGUGGGGGUAAUGCUACUUGCUGAUUCUCGCUUGGAAAAAUUAAGCAAAUAUUGGCAAAGCAAAAAAACGACUCCGAGCGUUAUUGAAAUCGUUGAUAUUGCCG
This is a messenger RNA of Racocetra persica, 617 nucleotides long. The record is from the annotation of a GenBank genome assembly. Lineage: Eukaryota; Fungi; Glomeromycota; Glomeromycetes; Diversisporales; Gigasporaceae.